Aspergillus oryzae RIB40 is the source of this 1134-nucleotide messenger RNA. RefSeq names its product putative phenol monooxygenase. Bases 1 to 1134 code for a protein of 377 amino acids. Gene Ontology annotation, molecular function: FAD binding. Lineage: Eukaryota; Fungi; Ascomycota; Eurotiomycetes; Eurotiales; Aspergillaceae. The record is from RefSeq and is a predicted model, not a curated record. The transcript has a single exon.
AUGCCUGUAUUCACCGAAUACUCUGCGGCGUCGCGAGAACUGCGUGUGCUUCCCUCGUUUGCCCCUCCAUUGCCCCGCCUCUCGUCACCAUUCACUCGUGACGACCAAGCAGAAAAAUAUGAAGUGGUCAUUGUUGGCGCUGGUCCAGCAGGACUCAUGCUGAACUUGCUCCUGGCACGAUACGGACUCAGCGACGACUCGUUGCUCUGUGUUGAUGCGAAGCCCGGAACUCUCAAAUCAGGCCAAGCCGACGGUCUACAACCUCGCACGCUGGAAGUGUUGAAGUCCCUCGGAGUCGCAGACGAGAUUCUUAAUGACGGAUGCCACAUGGAAGAGGUUGCAUUCUGGAACCCUUCCGCGAACAAAGAAGAGAUAAUCGAAAGAACAUCGAUAGUCCCCGACGUCGCUGUUCCGGCGCGGUACCAGCAUGAAGUAACUAUUCACCAAGGUCGAAUUGAACGGAUCCUAGAGACGGAUCUACUGCGGUAUUCGAAGCGUGGUGUCCAGCGUAAUACUAAACUUCUUGAUGCCAGGAUCGAUGAAGCUGGAGAUCCUGAAUUCCCUGUUAUUGCUGAUCUAGAAACGGAUGGACAGCGCAGAACCGUGCGCGCGAAGCACCUGGUUGGUGCUGAUGGAGCGCAUUCAAUGGUUCGCCGUUGCAUGGGGUUGCAACUGGUGGGUGAGUCAUUAGACCACAUCUGGGGUGUGGUUGAUUUGGUCGUGGAUACGGAUUUCCCGGACAUCAGGAGACGGUGUGCCAUUCAUUCACCAGCGGGCUCAGUGAUGGUCAUCCCGCGUGAGCGCAUUGCUACUGGUGACUAUUUGACUCGUCUUUAUGUCCAGGUGCCGGAGGAAGCUAUGCCGGACCAGGACCAGGUUCCUGUCAAUGGGACCACCACUCCAAAGGCUGAUGCUCGGGCUCGGAGAAGCAAGGUUACGUUAGAAAGCAUUUUCCAAUAUGCAGAGGAUGCGUUCAAGCCAUUCUAUAUUCGACCGAAAGAGAAUGGGGCCGUAGACUGGUGGGCCGCGUACCAGAUCGGCCAGCGCGUAUCGGAUAACUUUACAGUCAAGGACUCCAAGGGAGUUAACCGGGUGUUCAUUGUAGGGGACGGUAAGGCACAAGGAUACCCAUGA